AUGUUGAGAGCCCAGAUCACCCGGAACGUGUCCCUCUUACACGCUAGAGCCUUCCAGACCGCGACGCCGCUUUCCAAGGGCGCAGCCAAGGUUGUUGCCACGAAAAAGAGAAAGCAGACAUUCAACCCGUCCAAGGGCAAGAGCGGCGAGAAGGCAACCAGAGCGGCAGGGUCGUCCGUCAAGGGCUUUGUGCACGAAGUUUCCUUCACGGGCUACAACAAGGGCGCGGAGAACAUUGCCAUUGCGGCGUUGGGUGCCGGCGCGUUGCAGAAGGGUACGGUGUGCGCGUUUGAGGGUGCGACGCGUCGUGACCUUGCGCACUUCGGGUCCUUCCACAAGCUUCAGUACCACGAGUUGUUCAAAAACCCAAUCUCCUUAGUCCGAGAUGAGACUCUCCAGGUGGAUGCCUAUGUGCAGAAGGCCGUAACCUCUCCUUCCAGCGAAAACGUCUUGUUGGUGUCGGGUAAGGGCGGUGCGGGGAAGACCAGUUUGUUGGCGCAAGCGCAUGCCCUCGCGUUGCAGCGCGCAGCGAUUGUGUUGCCGAUCAACAACGCGGACAGCUUGGUGGACGGGUCCAACGACUUUUUGCUCAACACCGAGACCGGCCGCUACCAACAGCCGAUGUUCGUGAAGAACUUUUUGCACAAGAUUCUCUGCGGGAACAAGGCGGCGCUCCAGGCGCUCAAGUUGUCCCAAGAGUACGUGUCGCAUUACAAGGGGAAGCAGACCAAGUACGACGCCCAGACCUCGCUCUACGACUACAUUAAGUCCGUUAGAACGUCGCUCGACACCAAGAACAACGCGUAUUUCGCAACCAUCAUCGCCGAGUUGGCCAAACAAGACCAGUUUCCGGUCUUUUUUACCGUCGACAAGUUCUCCACCUUCACGCACAACCCAUACACUCAGUACAGAAACACCGAGAACGCGCCGAUCCACUUCUCCGACUUUGAGUUACCCGCGCUUUUGCUCGAUUUUGUCAGUGGCGCCCAAAGCUUCAAGCGAGGUGGUGUCAUCUUGGCCACUUCUGAUGUCCACAAGCGCAACGACACCUUCCGUGUAAUGUUGGGCGAGAUGCAGCCGCGCCCGUACGUGUCUGUAGAGGAGUACGACCCAACGGUGGGUCAGGUCUUUUUGCAGAAGAAGGUUCAGCGGUUGGCUGUCGCGCCAUUGGAUCUUGCCGAGAUCAGGGCGCUCACGCAGACGUUUAUCGCCGCCAAGGUGAUUCCCGAGAAGGAGGCCGAGAAGUUGGAGGACGAAGAGGCGUUUGCAUCGUAUGUCAAACAGAAGUAUGUGUUGAGUGGGAAUGGGAACUUCAGAGAGUUGCUCAAGUCUGUGGUGCUCUUCUACUAGAGGGCGCCGAUAUGUAUAUAGUCAAAAAGGUGCCGGGCAGAGAGCUCGAGCUUAGCAUAAGGUUGGAUGUAGGAGCUCUACAAGGGGGGAAUUAGAGGGUUGGGAGAUUUCGCCAAAGACCCAGAGUUUAAGGGGAUUUGGUGUCCUGUGUAAAAGCAAGAGAUAUGGUUGUGAGUAAG
Molecule: messenger RNA, 1529 nt
Organism: Babjeviella inositovora NRRL Y-12698
Lineage: Eukaryota; Fungi; Ascomycota; Pichiomycetes; Serinales
Product: mitochondrial 37S ribosomal protein mS29
Exons: 1
Coding region: 1-1350 (449 amino acids)
Biological process (GO): mitochondrial translation
Cellular component (GO): mitochondrial small ribosomal subunit
Molecular function (GO): structural constituent of ribosome
Source: RefSeq, a predicted model, not a curated record